AGCAGUGAAGGAACCAUAAAAACUAAAGACGAUUUUCAAACCUCACUCAAACUUCUCGCACGGGGGGAGAGAGAGAGUUCAAUACGCAGAGCCCAUUAGGUUUUGUGAGUUUCAGUUAGAAGAAAACGGAUUUGGAUCGAUUCCAUUUCACUAUCUUGCACAGUGUGAGCCACCAAACAGGGCCUUUCAAGUUUUCCAUGAUCUGUCGGGAUAACAGUUUCUGAGAUGAAAUUGCGCAGCAGUUUGUAAAUUUCUGCAAACAUGUUUAGUAAAUUUGCAGAAAUUGUGUCUUCUGUAGCAACUCGUUUGUCAGCCCCGAGGAAUCCUUCUCUUGCAUAUAAAUCAUCUGGAUUGCCACCUCUGCGGGGUUCUCCUGAUGGCUAUACUUUUUCCAGCCCAGUGAAGAAAACUAAUUUGAGAGACUCCUCAUCCAUUCAAGACUUGUCUUCUUAUCGACAACUCGAUCCAGAAGAAGGUGACCUUAGUCCUGGAGCAAAAAGAAAUAUAAGUCAUGCAAUACCUCCAAAUCCCUUGCAAAAAGGAAAUAGUAGAUCAAGUUUUUCCAAGGAGAAGGCAUCACCCGGUAUACCUUCUAGGCAAAAGAAGUGGGCACAAGUUGUCUGUGUUCUACUCUGUUUUCUGCUAUUUGCUUGUCUUACUGUUGCAAUGCAGUUUCUUUAUUCUAACUGGUUUGGAGGGCCGUCUAAGUUCUAUGUUGUGCUUGAUAGUGGCAGCACCGGAACCCGUGUUUAUGUGUAUCAGGCAUCUAUUAACUACAAGAUUCACAAGGGUGGCAGUUUUCCUAUUUUAUUAAAAUCGUUGCCCGAAGAUUUCCAGAGAAAAGUUGGGUCCAAGAGUGGGCGGGCUUACAACAGAAUGGAAACUGAACCUGGAUUUGACAAAUUAGUGGGUAACAAGUCUGGGUUGAGGGAAGCAAUAGGACCCCUUGUUCAAUGGGCUAAGAAGCAAAUUCCUGUGAAAUCACACAAGAAUACUUCCCUCUUUCUUUAUGCUACAGCUGGACUUCGCUGGUUGCCAAGUUCAGAAUCAGACUGGCUUCUUCAUAAUGCAUGGUCAAUUCUGAAGAGAUCACCGUUUCUGUGCAAGAGGGAGUGGGUUAAGAUUAUCACUGGAAUGGAGGAAGCUUAUUAUGGAUGGAUAGCUUUAAAUUAUCACGUUGGUGUAUUGGGGGUUAUGCCUAAAAAGGAUACAUUUGGUGCACUUGACUUGGGUGGCUCAUCAUUGCAGGUUACUUUUGAGAGUAAGGAAGGCGCCCUCGAUGAAACUAGCUUAAAGCUAAGCAUUGGCCCUGUUAACCAUCAUCUCAGAGCCUAUUCUCUAUCAGGAUAUGGACUUAAUGAUGCGUUUGACAGAUCUGUAGCUCAUCUUCUCAAGAGGCUUCCUCAGAUUUCCAAUGCAGAUUUGGUUACUGGAGAGGUUGAAAUUAACCAUCCCUGUCUGCAGUCUGGUUACAAAGAACAAUACAUGUGUUCACAUUGCGCUUCUGUCCACCGAGAAGGUGGAAGUCCUAUUGGAGGAAAAAAAACAGGUGAAGGAUUUAGGGAUGCUAUUCAGCUCAUUGGAACUCCAAAAUGGGACGAAUGCAGUGCACUAGCAAAAGUCGCUGUUAAUUUGUCUGAAUGGUCAUAUCAGAGUCCGGGAAUUGACUGUAAGCUGCAGCCAUGUGCUCUUGCAGACGAUCAACCUCGUCCUUUUGGCCAGUUUUAUGCUUUGUCUGGCUUCUAUGUGGUGUACCGAUUUUUCAACUUGACUCCUGAUGCACUACUGGAUGAUGUUUUAGAGAAGGGUCGUGAAUUUUGCGAGAAGUCUUGGGAUGUUGCCAAAAUGAGUGUUCCUCCUCAGCCUUUUAUAGAGCAGUACUGCUUCAGAGCACCUUAUUCCGUGCUUCUAUUGAGAGAAGGAUUGCAUAUUCCUGAUAACCAUGUAAUUAUUGGUUCUGGAAGUAUUACUUGGACACUUGGAGUUGCUUUGUUGGAAGCUGGAAAGGCAUUUCCAGAUAACAUAGAAUUUCACAGUUACAGAUUAUUCUGGGAGAAAAUAAAUCCAGUUUUUCUCAUUGUUAUUUUAUUGGCUUCGUUGUUUGUCCUAGUUUGUGCAUUAUCUUGCGCUGGCAAUUGGAUGCCAAACUUCUUCCGGAAGCCCUAUCUCCCACAAUUCAGGCAUGGCAGUGUAACAUCCACAUCUGGUCUCAAUAUUCCAGCUUCUUUUCGGUUUCAGCGCUGGAGUUCUAUAAAUACAGUAGAGGGAAGAAUUAAGAUGCCAUUAAGUCCAACAACUGCACGCAAUCAGCGAAGACCAUUCGGUACUGGACUUGGUUUAAGUGGUGUUAGCUUAGAGCUCACUGAGUCUUCCAUGUAUUCAUCAUCUAGCAGUGUUGAACGUAGUUAUUCUUCGGACAGCUUAGGGCAGAUGCAAUUUGACGGUGGUAACAUGGGUUCAUUCUGGGCCCCACGUAGAAGUCAGACGCGUUUACAAAGCAGGAGAUCCCAAUCUCGAGAAGAACUUAAUUCUUCAUUUACUGAGGCACACUUGCUGAAACUUUAAAGCUGCUUCUGAUUUUGGUUUGCCGUGCUCAAGUAUAAUAUUGUCGGAGGCAAUUGUCAUUUAUUCCGAGCUUCAAAAAGGAAUUUUUGUUGAAAUGGAGAAUGUUAUAUCUGACUGUGCUCUCUUGAUCAAGUUUUGAAUGUUGAGUUGCUCUGAAAGUGGUUGGACAACAUGGUUAUUCAACUAUUUUGAAAAGAUACCCAUGUGUAAGAGGAAGUGGAAAAUUUAUUAAACAAGAGAAGCUGGAUAAGUGGAUUUUGAACGAACUUUGUGGUCAAAUUUAUUGCAUAAUCUAAAGUUCCCGAACUUUGAAUCCAUUGUAGCUUCAACCGGGCUUCUGUCAGCCAGUGGUUACUGAAAUCUUCAGAGUCGGAUCGAUUUGGAACCUAUACAAAGGCUACCUUGCUGCUCACCACAAUCUCUGAAGGGGCUUAUGUACUCCACUUCAUAUCACCAAAAGACAAAGCCCAGAGCGGAAGGAGGACUUGAAUCCUCACAUGUCAUUCCGGUUUUAAACUUGGUUGUGCUCUUCCAGUUGACAGAUUCCUGGGACAAAGGAACUCCUCGAGGCAGAAGAUUGUACCUGGAAUUAGAAAUGCAAGCUGUGUCCCCUCACACUACACAGAUAAACAAAUUUGUACAUAUUUCUGGUGGAUUCUCUUACAAUAUGCCAGUCCAUUGAGGAUUAGAAAUAGGCGUAAUUGGACAAAAUUAUAUGUACAUGUCUCAAUUAUGUUAAAUAUUCAUUCCCUUAAUUUCUCUU
Messenger RNA from Olea europaea var. sylvestris, 3328 nucleotides. Its product is annotated as probable apyrase 7. The transcript has 3 exons. Gene Ontology annotation, molecular function: nucleoside diphosphate phosphatase activity. Gene Ontology annotation, cellular component: membrane. Gene Ontology annotation, biological process: nucleoside diphosphate catabolic process. Lineage: Eukaryota; Viridiplantae; Streptophyta; Magnoliopsida; Lamiales; Oleaceae. The record is from RefSeq and is a predicted model, not a curated record. Bases 262 to 2565 code for a protein of 767 amino acids.